UUUUUCCGGGAAAGCACAAAAAAAAUUCGAUUUGUUGGCGGCAGCUGCUGUUGACAGCGCGAGAGAGGUUUCUGAGGUGAUCAUGGCGCUCACUGGAAGUUUCUUUAAUAGAUUGAGAUCCCUGGCAGUUACUUUGGAGAAGGAGACAGAGCAAUUGGAGAAUGUGUUCACCCAAGAUGAGAGUGAUUAUGUGGAUGAAUCUCCAAUGCGAGUCUUGCACGAUUUGCGUUCAGAAAUAAAAGUGUUGAAGGGUGACAUUCAGACCACAAUUGAUAAGAAACAUUUGAAAGACCAAGAACUCAUGGCUUUUAUACGAGUAUGCAAAGUACUACAACAGAGAACAGCUUCAGAUAUUCAGCAGAUCAAGAAUAUAUUUCAGCAGUAUGGCUAUACUCCUCUCUCCAGUGGAGAUUCAGAGGGUGAAGUGUCAAAAGGAAAUCUAAAGUCCGAGAAUGAAGAACAGAGCUCCCAGGAGUCUGUGGACCUGCCUCCUUCGCCAGCACUUGAAAAGCAGUCAUGUUCUAGAGAUUUACUGCGCGUUCCCCAACUUUCAGACUUUGGUCUUUCUCACUAUCAACUUCCACCAGUAUGGUUCCCACAAAGUACUCAAUUCAACCCAAAGAAGUCAGCGGAGGAAGAAAAGAAACCUUUGUUCCGGGAAAUAGCCCCAGUUAAUGCGCCAAAGACUCCGAAGUGCGCCCUUAGGAUGGAAGAUGACUUUUCACAAAUUGUUAAUUUCGGCAUAUGUGAUGCCAGCACAAAUCUAAAUGAUGAUUACACAAUGGCGCUGAUCAGCAAGAAAGUACAGAAAAGGGAAAGAGUGCCUGAAGAAGAUGCUCCGGACUCUUGUUCUUCAGGAAAUCUGAAAACUCUUCUGGCAACUCCUUCCCACUUGUCUCAUCGGACCAAUUUUGACAGUGUGGACUCCCCAGUACCACCAGUGUUCUUCACACCAGGUUUGAAAGUGCACCAAAAAGAUACCUACAAAACCACGUCUAGGGUUGAUGCAAACCCCCUUCAGAAUGAAAAUGAUGGCGAAGCUUCUGAAGAGGACGCCAUGAAAGCAUCAGUGUCGGGAGACCUGAAAAGCAUCCUGUUUACACCUGGAUGUCGAGCUCCCAAAAGCAAUGCUGUCAACCAAAGCUCUCCAGUCGCACCAACGUUUUGCACACCAGGAUUAAAAGUCCAUAAGAAGGAAGUCACUUCUGGGUUUAUGGAGACUGCGGUGGCUUUAGAACCAACAAUGGUUAAUACCACUACCACUCCACCGUUACCAGCAUUUGAGGCAAACUGGCUGAAGAUUGAUACAGCGAACCAUCCACUGGACAUUACAGAACUUGUUCCAAGACCGGAAUUCUCCCACCAGCUGUACUUGCAAGAUGCUGCUCCUAUGGUCUUACAUUCUGAUAAAUAUUAUGAAAACCCAACUAAAAUAGCUUCUCCACCCAAGAUGAGGAAUCACCCCUUAGACACUCCUCCGAGACCAGACAUUACCUGCACUCUGACAGAAGAUCUCUUCAAGUAUAACAUAAAGCCGUCCUCCCCUCCCAGGAUUUCUGGGUAUGAGAAUCUCAUCUGGACUCCCACCCGCCCUGAAAUGACGUCCCGUGUAACAGACGACGUUUCGCAGAUCCUGUCCCAGUACUGCAACAAUAGGAUGAACACCUGUGACACGGCGUUCGAGAACAAACCAAGCAUCGCGGCCCCAAAAACCAACAUGCAAAGUAAAGAUAAAGAAAACAGAUUGUGAUGAAGAUUGUGUUGGCCUCUCAUGAACAAAACACCAAGAACCAAAUACAUAAUCCUCUGUUAUAACUAUUACUGCUGGGGUAGUUAUUUACACAAUAACCACAACACAUAUGUAUGGAGGGUGGGGUUAACUAUGUAAAAUGUCAUUUUGUAUAAUAUGUAUUUAACCUGUAAUACAGUAUUGGCAGUAUUAUCAUCCCUGGAUGGCAUAUUAAUUGUAUUGUAAUGCUUUGUAUUUCUCCGAGCAGUCUUAGUUUAUUGUUCUGGGUGUUUUAUAGAGAAUUGUUGUACCAGGGACAUAUUUAGCCCACAGGGGGAGAUCUACCAUAUGCCUUCAUAUUUUUGUUUAAUUAAAUCUGUGGCCGCCUGGCUUAUCUGUAAUGAGCACUUCUGAUGGCAUUUUCUGUGAAGCAUAGAUUUAUGGGUAUGAUGGUGAAAUGGUCAUGUUGGGCCUGGAGUGGACCAGCUUACUGUGACAGGCUGUUCAGCUGUGGACAGCAGUUAUAAAGAGACAUUCCACCUUGAUCCUUUGAGUAUUUAUAGGGGAAAAUAUACUUUUACAUAUAUCGUGAGUAGCUCCACAACACUACUUUUAUUCACCUCUGGAUGCUGAAAUUAUGUAGCCUACUGCAAUAAACAAAAAGUGCCCACA
Molecule: messenger RNA, 2401 nt
Organism: Spea bombifrons (plains spadefoot toad)
Lineage: Eukaryota; Metazoa; Chordata; Amphibia; Anura; Pelobatidae
Gene: SKA3
Product: spindle and kinetochore associated complex subunit 3
Exons: 13
Coding region: 83-1750 (555 amino acids)
Biological process (GO): chromosome segregation; mitotic cell cycle
Cellular component (GO): outer kinetochore; spindle microtubule
Source: RefSeq, a predicted model, not a curated record